UCUCUUUGACACUUUGACUGUCACGUAAAAAAAACUGGGGACGCCGACCGCGGCGUAGCUAUUUUUUUAAGUCUAAACAAUUUUAAUAUUGCAGCGUCCUGCAAUCUCUUGUUUAAAUAGUGAGUAAGACAAAAUGGCAGACAAUUACGACAGCAAUAACGGGUUCAACAGCGGUGAUUUCAAGCGAAACUCUAACCAAGACCAGCACGACAAGAUGGAACAAGAUGGCGAGGACACUGCAAAGCUGAACGAAAAAGCCGGUGAAUACAUGCGGGAGCUGUUAAGUGAGAAGAUUAAAAUAGAUCAAACCAAGUUUCCUAUGUCCACGAAGCUCAUUGACCAAGAAGUGACUAGAGUACAAACUUCUGGAAGGAUACCGAGCAAGGACUUCAAAUAUGUGGACGUGUUCCGUGAGAAGCCGGUCAAGGUCGCUGUCAAGGUGCUGGUGCCCAUCAAGGAACAUCCCAAGUUCAACUUCGUGGGCAAGCUGCUGGGGCCGAAGGGCAACACCAUGAAGCAGCUGCAGGAGGAGACCAUGUGCAAGAUGGCCGUGCUGGGCCGCGGCUCCAUGAGGGAUCGACGUCAAGAGCAGGAGCUCCGCAACUCUCUAGACCCGAAGUACGCCCACCUGUCCGACGAGCUGCACGUGGAGAUAUCAGCCCUAGCGCCGCCCGCGGAGGCCCACGCCAGGAUCGCGUACGCCCUGGCCGAGAUCAAGAAGUUCCUUGUACCCGACCCCCCGGAGAUGAUGGGCGGGCGACCACCCAUGAUGAGGGAUAUGCCGGAGAGGCCUCCGGGUAAAUGGAUGCAUGCAGGCGGCCCCCGCGGCCCCCCUCGCAUGCCGCCGGGCCCGCCGCCCGCGCGCCCGCCGCCCUCGCGCGCGCCGCCCAAGAGCAAGGUGUUCAGCAUCCUGGACCGAGCCAGGUCCGCCAUGGAGACGUAUCCUGGAGGGUACGAUGACCCGUAUGGCGCUGUGGAGCCGCCGCCGGUCCGCGGCCCCCCACCACGGCCGUCGCACGAGCAAGACUACUACGGCUACGAGCGCGAACGCUACUACGAGGACGAAACCGCCUACUACAAGGACGAGGGCCCUCGCGAGUACAAGGCGUCAUCCCGUGACGUGGGCACCCGCCGCGCGCCGCCGCAGCCGCGCCACUUCGCGCGCGCCUCGCCCUACUCGAGACCACCCAAGUAGUGACGCGUUGUAGUGGUGGGAGGUCCUCCGCAGGGGGGUAAGAAGCCCGCUCACCGCGGCCAGCACUAGACCUCCGGUAAGUAUGCGUCUACUAGGCUCAGGGACGACACAAAAAAAAAACAUAAAAACAAAAAAAAACGAGCCAACUAAUUUACCUUUUAAUUCUUUAAAGUACACGAAAAACUAAUGUUAAUGUCCAAAACUUAAAAAGAUCUAAAUGGUCACUAAUCUAAACACUAAGUUUUUCUGGAAAAGCAAUAUGUUUUUCGAAACGAUGCAAGAUUUAGUUUUACCAAUGUUGCAAGCACUUGCAAUUUAGUUUUUUAGCAAACAAAACGUAAACGUUCUAUCUUUUUUAAUGUGUUAGUGGUUUAACUAGAUGUUAGUUUUAUAAUAAUUAUUAAUUGACAAACAAAAUAUUGGUCAGAAAUAAAAUUCUAUUCAAUACACACGACACUGUAGCGUGAGUUAAAUGUGUUUUGUGACUGUUUCACAGUAGAGACUUGCAUAGUUUAAUAAUGAGCAAACAUUUCUCUAAAAAUCCUAAAGAAUGUAAUAAUUUAGGAAAAUCUUCAACAUGUUUUGACUAAUCCUUUCAGAUACAUAAACAUCAAAUUAAAAUCUUACUACAAAAUCCGAGAUCAGGUCAAAAACCAUAUAAAUAUCAACAAAAUGUUAUGUUCUAAAUAAAAAAAAACCUGGUCUCACUCUAAAGGUAUUGAAACAUGUUGAAUAAAUUUGAUUUUAGAUGUUUAAAAUGUAUUCGAUCCAUGUGUGACUGUAAUAAAUAAAUAAUUUACGUUCAAA
Messenger RNA from Plutella xylostella (diamondback moth), 2002 nucleotides. RefSeq names its product glycine-rich protein GRP33. Lineage: Eukaryota; Metazoa; Arthropoda; Insecta; Lepidoptera; Plutellidae. Gene Ontology annotation, molecular function: mRNA binding. The record is from RefSeq and is a predicted model, not a curated record. Gene Ontology annotation, biological process: regulation of alternative mRNA splicing, via spliceosome. Gene Ontology annotation, cellular component: nucleus.